GCUCAUGUGAAUGUACAGAACAAUAAAGGUGACACACCACUUCUUAAAGCAGCAGGACGGGGAUAUACAGAGUGUGUGGAUACGUUACUGAAGGCUGGAGCUAAUGUCAAUGUACAGAACAAUACAGGUGACACGCCACUUCAUACAGCAACAGCAGUAGCUCGGGGUGGAUCUACAGAGUGUAUUGACGUGUUAUUGAAGGCUGGAGCUCAAGUGAAUGUACAGAACAAUAGAGGUAACACACCACUUCAUACAGCAUCUAGAGCAGCUCGGGGUGGAUCUACAGGUUGUAUUGAUGUGUUACUGAAGGCUGGAGCUAAAGUUAAUGUACAUAAUAAUACAGGUGACACACCACUGCAUGAAGCAGCAGCAGCAGCAGCUGUAUCAGCAAUGUUUGAUAAAUCUAUAGAGUAUGUUGACGUGUUACUGAAGGCUGGAGCUCACGUGAACGUACAGAAUAAUAUAGGUGACACACCACUUCAUAAAGCAGUAGCAGAAUGGGAUGGAUCUGCAGAGUGUGUUGAUGUAUUACUGAAGCAUGGAGCUAAAGUGAAUUUACAGAAUAAUACAGGUGACACGCCACUUCAUACAGCAGCAGCAUCCGCCGUAAAAGCAGCAUCAUGGGGUGGAUCUCCAGAGUGUGUUGAUGUGUUACUGAAGGCUGGAGCUAAAGUGAAUGCACAGAAUAAUAAAGGGGACACACCACUCCAUAAAGUAGCAGCACUAUGGAAUGGAUCUAGAAGGUGUCUUAAAUUGUUACUGAAGGCUGGAGCUGAUUUAAAUGUACAGAAUAAUACAGGGGACACACCCUUUUUAUUUGAGCAGCCGCUGCAGCAGCAGCAUGGGGUGGAACUACAAAGUGUGUUGAUAUGAUACUGAAGCAUGGAGCGAAAGUGAAUGUACAGAAUAAUACAAGUGACACACUACUUCAUACAACAGCCGCAGCAGUAGCAACAGCAUCGGGUGGAUCUACAGGUUGUAUUGAUGUGUUACUGAAGGCUGGAG
Messenger RNA from Haliotis rufescens (red abalone), 1005 nucleotides. Its product is annotated as 26S proteasome non-ATPase regulatory subunit 10-like. The record is from RefSeq and is a predicted model, not a curated record. Gene Ontology annotation, molecular function: protein binding. NCBI's taxonomy places the organism in Eukaryota, Metazoa, Mollusca, Gastropoda, Lepetellida, Haliotidae. The coding region runs from base 391 to 873 and encodes 160 amino acids. The transcript has a single exon.